CGCGGCGAUCAGGCUAGUGUGCGCGCGUGUUGGCCGCGUUGGGGGAUUCCGAGGCGAGCUGGUUGAGCGCUCAAAGUGCCUCCUCGCGCGCUGGCUUUGGUCGGGGGGGCGGGAGGGGGGGUCUCUCGGAUUGCUCCGGUGCCCGUACAGGAGAGGGAGCCCAGCGCUGCUGCGCCGCGAGACGGAGCCAGCCUCCUCCUGCGGAACCGGGGACAUGGACAUGAAGAAAAGGAUCCACUUAGAGCUGCGGAAUAGGACGCCCUCCGACGUUAAGGAACUUGUCCUUGACAACUGUAGGUCAAAUGACGGCAAAAUCGAAGGCCUCACGGAUGAGUUUGAAGAGCUGGAAUUCUUAAGUACAAUCAAUGUCGGCCUCACCUCGGUUGCCAACUUACCAAAGUUAAACAAGCUGAAGAAGCUCGAGUUAAGCGACAACAGAAUCUCAGGAGGGCUGGAAGUCUUGGCGGAAAAAUGUCCGAACCUCACGCAUCUAAAUCUAAGCGGCAACAAAAUCAAGGAUCUCAGUACAAUAGAACCGCUGGAAAAACUAGAAAACCUGAAGAGUUUAGAUCUUUUCAAUUGCGAGGUCACUAACUUGAAUGACUACAGAGACAACGUCUUCAAACUCCUUCCUCAACUCACAUACCUGGACGGCUACGACCGGGAUGACAAAGAGGCUCCGGAUUCAGACGCGGAAGGCUACGUGGAAGGCCUCGAUGACGAGGAAGACGAAGACGAAGACGAAGAGGAAUAUGAUGAAGAUGCUCAGGUAGUAGAAGACGAAGAGGAGGAGGAGGAAGAGGAGGAAGGAGAAGAGGAGGAUGUCACCGGGGAAGAAGAGGAAGAUGAAGAAGGUUACAAUGAUGGUGAAGUAGACGACGAAGAGGAGGAGGAGGAAGCUGAUGAGGAAAGAGGGCAGAAGAGGAAACGAGAGGCAGACGACGAAGGCGACGAAGAGGAUUAAGCUCAAAAUCACCUAUCUUGGAAAAACCGGUUUCCUAUUGUGAUCUGACUGUUUCUAUCCUGUACUCCCCUCCCCCCUCCCCUCCUGGACUCCCCCCCCCCCCCCCCGGAGUGUAAUGUUGCUGUGGGGUCAAGAGGGAAGUGAUAACUUGGCUGGGCGAGAGAAUUAAAAUACCGUUUUUUUUAAAAAAAAAGAAAAGCCCCCGCCACUCCUCCAUUUUGUUUGUUUCUGAUGAAUUUCCUUUCGAGUCUGUCUUUGCUUCCUGUUUCUGCAAUAUCAGAUCUAAGGCAAGUGGUAAAAUUUUGUUUCUUCUCGGAGUGGAACAAUUUUGAACAAUUUUGGUUUUUUUAAAAAAGGAAAGGAAAAAAAACGUUUUUAAAAGAUGAGGAAGAAGAUUUACAUGCGUGAUGCCAGGUUAGUCUGAAUGGAGACUGCGGUGAGAUCUCUUGGGUCCUUAGAGCUGAUGGCUUUUGCCAGUUUCUGAGCAUAUUGUAAGUAAUUUCUCCCCCCACCCCCUUCUCUGGAUGCAGCAAAAGCAUUCCAGCUACAGCAGCAGGUAUGCAAACAGCAUCUUGAUAUAUCAAGUGUUUUCCUUUGUCACCUGUUUGUCAAUGACUGCCGUUUCCAGAAAGAAAAUAAAAAAAACAACCCUCCCUGUAUUUCCUGUAGGCAACUUUUUACUUUCCUGUUUGUAAAUAGUGACCAAAUAUAUAUAUUUUUCCUUUUCCCCCCCUUUUUAUUUGGUUUGGGGGUAACUUUGGAAAUCUCAUGUGGGUUUUCCCCCCACACUUUCCCUUUCCCCCCAUCUGUUGGGGAAGCGCCUCUUGUGCUGGAGGAAAACUUCACGAACCGUUUUCUUGUACAGCUGCCGUUUCGUUUUAUUGGGUCUUGUGUGCAGGAGACGAGUCCCCAGCGGGUUUAUGUUCACGUAGGGUAGCCGGAGCCCGUCCCCUGCAAGCGGCAGUCAUUAAAAUAUCUAUAAAUAUCUAUAAAAAGUGUUUUCGAAUUUUCCUGAGUUUAACUGGUGGACUGAAUUUGACAGUUGUAAUAAAAAAAAAAAAAAGGAAAUGUUUGAACCUUUUUAAUUAAGGUGUGUUCUAUUUUGGUCUGUAAAAUAUGAUAUAUAAAUAUAUUAACACUUCCUUGAUAUUUUAAGUGAUGCGAAUCUUGUUUCCACUUGUGCUUGCUAUACUAUGCUGAGGAUUUUUACAAACCUUUCAAUGCCGAAGGGGGAAAAGGGGUGCAUGUCGGGCCUACGGAGGUUUCUUUUCAUACACAAGCACGGAAUGCGAAUACAAAAGUUGUAUUUUCUUACGUAGUUGGGAAGCCAGUAAAGUUGACUACAAAGUUCCUAGUUGUAUGUACAGUUUUAAUUUCAUAUCCCUCUUCAAACGUAGCGCUAAAAGUGACUUUUCUGUCCUAGUCAGUAUCUCAUCUGUAUAAAUAAAAAAAACCCAUUGCGACUUCCCCUCUCACAGAAAGCCAGACUUUUGAGUUUGAUGUCUUGUUUGUCAUUGAUGAAUUUCAAUAAACCUUUUUCUACAAUU
This is a messenger RNA of Heteronotia binoei (common prickly gecko), 2511 nucleotides long. RefSeq names its product acidic nuclear phosphoprotein 32 family member A (gene ANP32A). Lineage: Eukaryota; Metazoa; Chordata; Lepidosauria; Squamata; Gekkonidae. The transcript is spliced from 7 exons. Gene Ontology annotation, cellular component: nucleus; perinuclear region of cytoplasm. Gene Ontology annotation, biological process: nucleocytoplasmic transport; regulation of apoptotic process. The coding region runs from base 215 to 964 and encodes 249 amino acids. Gene Ontology annotation, molecular function: histone binding. The record is from RefSeq and is a predicted model, not a curated record.